CAUAUGACUGCUCAUCUGGGCGUAGUGAGCGCAGUUAAAUCACCUCUUCCAGCUCCAAAAACAAUAACUCGUGCAUUUUGGAGCACUCCGAAACAGUCAAAAGUAUUAAUCGUACAAAUUGAAUCAUCAUGAAAGUCUGUGGCCCCAAGUACGCCCUGUGCGGUCUUAUCAUCUCUGCCUGGGGCAUCGUUCAAUUACUCCUCAUGGGCAUCUUCUUCUUCUUCAGGAGUGUAGCUCUCAUCGAGGAUCUUCCGCUGGAAGGAAAAACAUUCGACGGUCCAGACGCUUUCUACUUUGAAGCUGAAAGAUGUUACACUCAGAACGCCAUGAAUUGCUGGAUUGCUGCCUGCAUUUACGUAUUAACAUUCUUAUUCUCUGGUCAUCAGUUUUAUGUCAAUUCAAGAACGUCACUCAGUGUUUAAAUUAAGAUUUUUUAGGUUUAUUGUUAUAUCACUCUCGAGAUUUGCGGUGAAUGCCGUCAUCUAACGUUCGAUGAGAAGAUGAGGGAGUUAAAACAGAAAAUGUUAUUGUCAACAAGUUAAAUUCAUUUGACUCAUCUUCACGCGUUCGAUGAUGGCGUUGAGUGAGUCGAUUUUAUUGUGUAUAAAUGACACUGAAUGAGAAAGAUAAUUAUGAUUUGUAAAAUAUUUAAAUUCCCAUGCCCUGCAUCGUAAGUCUCACCUCAACUGCAAUUCCGUUAGAAAAAUGUUCAAUUAAAUUGGGAAAAAUGGAGACAUUCCAUACACAACUCGUGGUUAAUUCGUCUAAUGUUCUUCUUUUGUAUUGUUAAGUGAUUGUUCUGAAAUGUUACCGAAAUUAUUGAGCGGAUUUGUGUAAUCAGAAAUGGAAGUCUAGAUAAAUAUCAUGAAAACCUGUAUAUUGAUAAAUAUAGUCCAUAUUAUAUUA
Molecule: messenger RNA, 906 nt
Organism: Diachasma alloeum
Lineage: Eukaryota; Metazoa; Arthropoda; Insecta; Hymenoptera; Braconidae
Gene: RNASEK
Product: ribonuclease kappa-B
Exons: 2
Coding region: 129-422 (97 amino acids)
Molecular function (GO): RNA endonuclease activity
Source: RefSeq, a predicted model, not a curated record